Messenger RNA from Meloidogyne enterolobii, 483 nucleotides. Lineage: Eukaryota; Metazoa; Nematoda; Chromadorea; Rhabditida; Meloidogynidae. The record is from the annotation of a GenBank genome assembly.
AUGAUACGCGUUUAUGGCCAAAACAAAUUUAAUAAAGUAGCAGCAGACCCUCUUUUUGACUCAAUUUUUUAUUUUGAAAUUGAAUUUCAAAAUAUUGAAGAAGUUAAUAAAAGAGGGGAAAUGGCAUUAAUUGGACUUGACAGUAACAAAUCAACGAUACUUACUUUGUCUUGUUGUUGUUUAUUGCCUGAUAAGAUAACUAAAAGUUUAAAUAUUUCUGUUUUGGGAAAAGUUGAAAAAAUUCGUUAUCCAAAUAUGUCUUGGAAAAGUGGAGAUGUUUGUGGGGUUGGAUUAGUUUAUCAAAAAGAAGAUAGUGUUGAUAAACGUCCAUACGCUUUCUUUACACUUAAUGGAGAGAUUUUUGGUAAAUUAAUUUUUAUGAAAUCGGGCACUUACCGUAUUUCUUCAAAUAGAGCCCCACCUUUAAUUAGACCCCCAUCCUCUAAACAGCCCCCCCCCAUCAUCCCCUUGGAGGAUAGUUGA